AUGAGUUCAAAUAACUUACCCGCUACCUUUCCUUUGCAAGGGAUACCCGCUACUUAUGACUGCAGGAUGGUAAAUGGCUCGAGUAAACUCUCGGACUCGUGGCUUCAUAAUGAAUAUCAAAAACUCUCGCUCAUAUCACCAGAUAAUAGAAAUUCCGUUCGGGAAAGCAGAAAAAGAAUAAGAAAUGUUGGCGAUCGGGAAGUUGGGGACGAUAUCAUCUUGGGGGAUCGUGAUAGUACUGAGUCUUGUGAUGAUAUGAUUAUUUCCGAUACUGAUACUAAUAGUCAAAUUUCUGGAUUUGGUAACGGCUCUGGAAGUGUUUCAAAUUCAGGUCUUAAUUUGGCAACUAUGGGUGCUCCAACCCCCUUAUCUAACUCUUUUGCUAUUAGAGAAAAUAGCUUGAUUCACCCUCCUAAAAGAAGGUUGACUAGCGUUGUUUCAGCAAACGCCGGUGCUAAUCAAGAUCAACAUAUCUCUGUUCAUCCCCGUACCCCUAAUGCCCUUGAUUCCCCUACCAAUACCCCAGUGUCUGAUAUUGAUGAACAACCCCAACAAUUGCCCUUACCUUCUCCAAGCGCUUCUCCAGUGCAAAGUGGUCAGGAUAAACCUGCAGUUUUCGAUCCAAUAGAGAAUGCUCUUUCUAAUACCCCAACUACUCAGCAGGAAUUGCUUGAUUUAAUUGUUAAUUUAUCCGGAUAUCUUCAUGAAAGUAAUAAAAAUAAUUUGAUCUUCCAAUUAUUACAGGGUGCUAAUAGAUCAUCUUUGAGUUCUUUUAAUGGUAUCAUUCACGAUAGUUUGAAACGUGACUUGAUUAGUAAUUUACCUUUGGAAAUUUCCUAUAAUAUUUUAUCCUUACUUGAUUGUAAAUCAUUACUUUCUGCUUCUUUGGUUUGUACAAAUUGGAAUAAAAUUAUAGAUAAUGCUGAUAUUUGGACUCAAUUAAUUAAAAAGGAUAAACUUUUAAAUGAUGAUGAUGCAAUUGAUGAAGAAUUGGCAAACCCUAGAAAGCUUAUCAAUGAAUGGGCCGCUGAUCCAAAUUACCAUUUAAAAAAUAUGAAUAUUGCUCAAUUUCUUUAUAAGAAAAGAAGUAUCAUAUUACGUAGAUGGAUGACUCCUUGGUAUCAACCAAAAAGAAUCAGUGUACCAAGUCAAGGCAGUAAUGUUGUUACCUGUUUACAACAUGAUGAUGAAAAAAUUAUCACUGGUAUUGAUGAUAAAUUAAUCAACAUUUACAGCACUAAAACUGGGGAAUUAUUAAAAGUUUUAAAAGGUCAUGAAGGCGGUGUUUGGGCCCUUAAAUAUACUGGUAACACUUUGGUUAGUGGCUCGACUGAUCGUUCAGUUCGUGUUUGGAAUAUCAAAACUGGUAAAUGUACCCAUGUUUUCCGUGGCCAUACAUCAACUGUUAGAUGUCUCGAUAUUUUACAUCCAGUUAAGAUUGGGAAAAAUGAUAAAGGUGAAGAUAUAAUUUUCCCAGAAGUUCCAUUAUUGGUUACAGGUUCUAGAGAUCAUAACUUACAUGUUUGGAAGUUACCCUUGGAUAAUGAAAAUGAUCCUGAUCUGUACAAAUUGCAGCAAGUUUAUGAUAGCACAGAAACUACUAAUAAUCCUUAUCUUGUUGCUGUUCUCACCGGACAUUCUCAGUCUGUCAGGUCUGUCACUGGGUAUGGAAAUAUCAUUGUGUCUGGGUCAUAUGAUACUACCGUUCGGGUUUGGGAUUUACUUGAGGAAAAUAAAUGUAAAUUCAUUUUGGAAGGCCAUAGCGAUAGAAUAUAUUCAACUGCCUUAAAUUUCCAAACAAAAAGAUGUUACUCGGGAUCAAUGGAUUCCUCGAUUAAUGUUUGGGAUAUUGAAAAAGGUGAAUUACUUUAUUCAUUAGAAGGACAUAGCUCAUUAGUUGGAUUGUUAGAACUUUCAGAUGAUUAUCUCGUUUCUGCAGCUGCAGAUUCAACUUUGAGAGUGUGGGAUCCUCAAUCUCCAGAAAACUUUAGUAAAUUGAAAGGUCACAGUAAUGCAAUUACAUGUUUUCAACACGAUAGUCUUCGUGUUGUUAGUGGUAGUGAACGUAUGUUAAAAUUAUGGAAUAUUGAAACUGGUCAAUUUGUACGUGAUUUAUUGGCCGAUAUAACUGGAGGUAUCUGGCAAGUAAGGUUCGAUGUUAAUAGAUGUGUUGCAGCAGUUCAAAGAACCAGGGGCGAAAAUGAAGAAACCUUUAUUGAAAUUUUGGACUUCAGUGUGCCACCUUCCAGAGAGUCUUUCAACGAUGGCAGGAAAAUUGAUUUACCACGAAAGUAA
Messenger RNA from Hyphopichia burtonii NRRL Y-1933, 2295 nucleotides. RefSeq names its product SCF ubiquitin ligase complex subunit (gene CDC4). Lineage: Eukaryota; Fungi; Ascomycota; Pichiomycetes; Serinales; Debaryomycetaceae. The record is from RefSeq and is a predicted model, not a curated record. The transcript is spliced from 3 exons. The coding region runs from base 1 to 2295 and encodes 764 amino acids. Gene Ontology annotation, molecular function: protein binding.